AUGGACAUGAAUUUGUCAGCGCGUUGUGCUUUGGUUCUUUUUCUGUUGGCAUUUGUAGAUUUGAAAAUAGUCUCUGCUGCAGAAACGGGAGGCACAUCUACAGCAAAGCCUGGAGUGUGCCCUCGUAGACCAUGGGGCGUAGGGACGUGUGCAGAGUUCUGUUCCAAUGACAGUGACUGCCCCAAUGAUGAAAAAUGCUGCUACAAUGGAUGUGGGCAUAACUGCAUUGCACCGUACACAGCAAAGCCUGGAGUGUGCCCUCGUAGACCAUGGGGCGUAGGGACAUGUGCAGAGUUCUGUUUCAAUGACAGUGACUGCCCCAAUGAUGAAAAAUGCUGCUACAAUGGAUGUGGGCAUAACUGCAUUGCACCGUACACAGCAAAGCCUGGAGUGUGCCCUCGUAGACGAUGGGGCGAAGGGACGUGUGUGGAGUUCUGUUCCAAUGACAGUGACUGCCCCAAUGAUGAAAAAUGCUGCCACAAUGGAUGUGGGCAUGACUGCAUUGCACCGACACAGUGAAGCCCGGUCGCUGUGUCCUGCCCAACGGGACCUACAUGUGUGCCGAGUACUGUUACAAAGAUGGCCAGUGCCCCGAGGAACAGAUGUGUUUCCAGAUAUGUUGAUUCUAUGCCUGCAGUGAGCCAUUGAAGCUUUAUUGGAAAUUCUUAUUAGUUAUAAGAAAUAAGUAGAAAAUACAAAUCAUUACAUGUACAAUUAUGUCUAUGAAAACUGAUGAUUUUAUGCAAUAAUAAAUAUGAAAAAUGAUCAUAGCUUUUAUGGAAACUGGACAAUUUUCAUGGGCAGUAUGUGAAUUGACAAACUCAUGUGGACUGCUGAAUUUGAAUAAAACAAGAUUUUGAAC
Messenger RNA from Oncorhynchus tshawytscha (Chinook salmon), 862 nucleotides. Its product is annotated as WAP four-disulfide core domain protein 2-like. Lineage: Eukaryota; Metazoa; Chordata; Actinopteri; Salmoniformes; Salmonidae. Gene Ontology annotation, molecular function: peptidase inhibitor activity. The record is from RefSeq and is a predicted model, not a curated record. The coding region runs from base 1 to 519 and encodes 172 amino acids. Gene Ontology annotation, biological process: innate immune response; antibacterial humoral response. The transcript has 5 exons. Gene Ontology annotation, cellular component: extracellular region.